Puccinia triticina is the source of this 1041-nucleotide messenger RNA. RefSeq lists its product as uncharacterized. The record is from RefSeq and is a predicted model, not a curated record. The transcript has 5 exons. Bases 1 to 1041 code for a protein of 346 amino acids. Lineage: Eukaryota; Fungi; Basidiomycota; Pucciniomycetes; Pucciniales; Pucciniaceae.
AUGCCCAAUCCCAGUUUACUUGACCACCUUGGCUUCAAGUUUGAUUCCCCCAAGCACAAGAAGCGAUCAAGAUCCAAGAAAACCCGAUCAAAGUCUCUCAAAGGCCCUACAAAGUCAAUCGACCCAAUAACUUCAACCAUCUCAACAAGCAGCGUGCCAAGAAGAUCGAUUGAGCAUCAAAAGUUAACGCCUCCAACACAUAUACUACCUAAUCACUUGAGUGCAACUAAUACCAACUUGUUCAAGGCCCCCAAUUUCGACCUGUUGGAACAGAUGACACAGUCACUCCAGGCUAGAGGAAUUUGUAUCCAAAGCAAGGAGAUGUUUGCUAAGCCUUCUCAGCCAAAGGAAAAUUAUGAUGAUGAUGACUUGCCCGCCGAGUUUCCCACAGAUGAGGCCCAAAAUCAAGAAAUCCUUUCAAAUCCUUUGACCCGGUUCCUCAAGCUCAACAAAUAUCUUAAAGGCGUACCAGAGGUUAAAUUUUGGUCUGGUUCAUCCAAUCCUGCAGCCUUACAUCUACCGUUUCCAAGAAUUGCUGAACACUUUCAGCUUCACCGCGCUGAGACCACGUUGAUACCUAUGGGCAUAAGUAGAGGAUGGCCAAUUCACAUUGACUUUGAAAUUCUCCCAACCCGCGUCCAAAAUUUCAAGUUACACUUAGAAAAAGUCUAUAAACGCAAGGUACCUUCCAACUUCAUGAAUAGCGCUGUAGAACUAUGGCAAUCCUGUGGUAGACAGAGAGUCCAAAGUGUUGUGCACGAUUUUUCCAACUUUCACAUGGAACAGCCAGGAUACUAUGGUGUUCGUGGCUAUCAGAUAAUACUUGGCCGGCUUAAAGUGAUGUUCAAAAAUGAGACCCUUCCCCUGGCCCCUCCGUUGUCAAAUGAUUUCCUCCUACGGAAAGUGUUACUCCCAGAAGUGGCCAGCUGUCUCAUUGCAGAGGACAUGAAUACCGAUGUAGCCAAUCAAAAGGUCCAACUGAACUUGGAAGAGAGUCGGAGUUUUGGAGCGAUUCUCUUUCCGGAUCCCGACGAAGACUAG